Messenger RNA from Melanotaenia boesemani (Boeseman's rainbowfish), 2721 nucleotides. RefSeq lists its product as uncharacterized. Gene Ontology annotation, biological process: monocarboxylic acid transport; transmembrane transport. NCBI's taxonomy places the organism in Eukaryota, Metazoa, Chordata, Actinopteri, Atheriniformes, Melanotaeniidae. Gene Ontology annotation, molecular function: monocarboxylic acid transmembrane transporter activity. The transcript has 4 exons. The coding region runs from base 718 to 2025 and encodes 435 amino acids. The record is from RefSeq and is a predicted model, not a curated record.
AAAUCCGGAAGUUGCGCUCGCGCGAAUAAGCUUACGCUUCAUCAAAGCCCGUGAUGUUUAGCUAAUACUUUCUGAAACAAAUUACUCGCAGCUGCUCGUAAUUAUUGACUCCUGUAUUUGCUAAAAUAACGUACUAAAUAUGCGAAAAUUUAAGGCAUAUGUUGUACUUAAUGCUAGCCGCUUUGUGGUGUUUCGACCUUAACACGCAGUGCGCAGUCAUUUUCAGUGAUGGUCAUUCAAAUUUAACAGCGCUGGAAGAAGAAGGGAGUUUGCGGAAUAUAGGAGGGCAUCAGGAGUUGGUCCGACUGCAACAGGAAAAGAUGUGAGCUUGGAAUAUCUCCCCGAUUUCCUCUCUCUCUCUCUUUCUCUCUCUCUCUCUCGCUCUGUUUCUUCUUGGGAACUAAGUGGAAAUGUUGCGUUGAACCGUUUAAUUUCACUGUUUUUCAUUUGUCCGGGUUGAUUUGCUGGAUUAUAGGGUCACUGCAUAGCCUAAAUGGAGACCGCUCCUUAAAACAAACGGAAAUCCAAUGCAAUUUUUUUUUAUCCCCCAAUAACAAACAUGGGGGCAUAUUUCCUAAAAACUACAUUUGCACCAUUGGCUGUUCCAGCUGCUGUGCAUAUGUGCAUUUCAAUUUCACGAGUCCUACCCACAUUGUGGGUUAUUGCAUAAUAGCUUCUCAGUACAGGCAGGAGAGCAGCCUGCUGAGUUAGUUGACGAUGAAGUCCAGGAGAGCCGGACCUCCUGACGGGGGUUAUGGCUGGGUGGUGGUCGCAUCAGCGUUUGUCAUCAUGGGCCUUACAGCUGCUGUCCUCAAAAAUUUUGGCCACUUUUUCCUGGACAUCCAAAGUCAUUUUGGAGUCCAGGCCAGCACUACCUCUUGGGUGACAUCCACAACAAUUGCCAUGUUUCACAUUGGAGCUCCAGCUGCCAGUGCUCUGACCUUACAAUUUUCUCAGAGAGUUGUCAUCAUGAUCGGAGGCCUGCUGUGUACAACAGGGAUGGUGUUGGCAUCUCUGGACCUCAGUCUGCCUUGGCUUUACCUCACAAUGGGCAUCCUGGAAGGAACAGGCAUUUCCUUUUCGUGGAUUCCUGCCAUGAGUAUGGUGAGCCACUACUUUGCACGGUGGCGUCCCAUCGCGUAUGCCAUUGCCAGCUCAGGGGAGUGUGUCUUUGCUGUCAUGUUCAGUCCCCUCUUACAGUGGCUCAUUGAGAUGUACAGCUGGCAGGGUGCUUUGCUCAUCAUUGCAGGCCUUCAGUUUAAUCUUUGCGUGUGUGGUGCACUCAUGAGACCCCUGGAGACGACCAGCGGUCCAUCACAAGAAAGUAAAGACAGCUCAGAGGAUGAUGCUGCUGUGCUCACAUCAACGAGCAAGACAAUCUUCCAGUGUUCCCUUCUGAAAAAACCUGAAUUUCUUCUCUAUAUUCUGUUUGCAAUCUUUGCAGCAGCAGGGUUUUUCAUCCCCCCUCUCUUUCUGGUGCCCUUUGCUAACAGUUUGGGGAUAGAUAAGUACUGGCCGGCCUUUAUCCUGUCUGUGAUGGCAGUAGCUGACCUGGUAGGGAGGUUAUUCUGUGGGUGGCUUGCCAACAUGAGCUUUCUGAGGAACCUGCAGCUCCUCACCAUUGUCGCCACUCUGCUUGGGGUUGUGUUGCUCCUUCUACCCAUCAGCCACAACUACUGGACCAUCCUAGUUUUUGCUUCGCUCUACGGCUUCUUGUUUGGCUGUGUGGUGGCCAUUCAUGUCACUUCCAUUGUGGACAUUGUGACCCUAGAUGGAUUCGACAGUGGAUUGGGGCUCUUUAUGCUGUUCCGGAGCAUCGGAGGCUUCAUUGGUCCACCUGCUGGAGGUUGGCUGGUGGACAAGACCAAUGACUACAGCUCUGCCUUCCACCUUUCAGGCUUCUGCCUUAUUUCAUCUGGAGUGUUUGUCCUCCUGGUCGACCGCCUGGUUCAAAGGAGGAAAGCGGUGGAUGCUGAAGUUCAUCUGUCCUUCAACCAACAAGGAGAAACGGGAAAAGUCGAAUGAGACAGUUACGAAAGGCCCAGUUAGACUGUUAGUGCGGUGCUUGGUUUAAUGCCAGGAGCUGGAUGAUUUGGCUGACACUGACUCGAGGGGUAGGUUUGGGUCACAUGGGUGCAUGUUUUAUAGUGGCGCUUGAGAAGUUUAUAGGCUUGUUUAUAGUAUAUAAAAGUAUUUGAGCUUUUGCUUUUAUUGGCUUUUGUUUAUUACCGUUUUCUCUAAUAUUAAUUUUCUGUAAACUGUUAAACAGUCAGUCACAUCAUGUUGGAUGGUCCCUUUGCCUUAAUAGACCCACUUCAGCUCUGAGAUUUUGGUGAGCACCUAAUUCACUGAUGUAAUUCAGAAUUUCAAGUAAUUUCAAGUCAAGAUGCAGCAAAACCAGCUCUUAACUAUGACAUUGCAUCAUCCCACCAUGAAAUGGUAGCCGUUUAUUUUCCUCCAAAUGUAAAAGUAUGUAUGCGCUUUACUUCCAAAACUUUAAUGAUUGUGAGAUUUGCAAGAGUCAAUCUGCACUGUGCCCAUCUCAACAUAAUUUCUCAUUUUUGCCUUAAUUGUGUUUAUCUUGAUGCUUUCCAUCUACUUGAAUGAAAAUCUGUGGAUGCUUUGUUAUAUUUCUGCAGAAAUAGACAAAGGGUUAAACACUUAAAAGCAUCAGAUGUUUUUUUAAAUCAGUUAUUACUUAACGUAUAAAAAAAAAAACAA